CUUCAGGUUUUCAUGAAGUAACUUUAUGAAUGGGCUCGUAUGAUACAAAUAGCAGGGGGCUGGGCUCUGACCCAGGAGGUCCCUUCCAGGCCUAGUCAAAAAGGCUGAGGGUUUAUUAGCUUUCCCUCGCAUGCCUUUGGAUGGCCGCUUAAGCAGCUUUUGCUCUCCUGCCUUGAUUUACACGGUCAGCCAGGACUUGGAUCUCAAAUCAAGUCAGCUCCUCUAGCUGUGAUCCGGCCUGGGGUGACGUUGAAGAUUUUGGAUCUUACAGUUGCUCGAGCUCCCGCCACCAGGAGGGGAGGGCGUGGGUGGAAAAAUGCCCGACCGCGACAACUACAACAAUGGCAGUAGCAGCGACGAGGCGGGCGCCAACUCCGACGACAUCUGCCGCGACUUCCUGCGCAACGUCUGCAAGCGCGGCAAGCGCUGCCGCUUCCGGCACCCCGACAUCAGCGAGGUCACCAACCUGGGCGUGCGCAAGAACGAAUUCAUCUUCUGCCACGACUUCCAGAACAAGGAGUGCGUGCGCCUCAACUGCCGCUUCAUCCACGGCACCAAGGAGGACGAGGACUAUUACAAGAAGACGGGGGAGCUGCCCUUGCGUCUGCGCCAGAAGGUGGCGGCUGGGCUGGGCCUGUCCCCGGCGGACUUGCCGAACAGCAAGGAGGAGGUGCCGAUAUGCAGGGACUUCCUGAAGGGCGACUGCCAGCGGGGAGCCAAGUGCAAGUUCCAGCACUUGCAGCGGGAGUACGAGUACGACGCCCGGGUCAUCGCAGCCCGGGACCCCGGCAUCGCCACCACCGUGCGCCGCUACGACCCCUACGACGUCAUGUACAACCCCGACCGCUACGACGACCACGACCCGGUGCUGAAGCGCAGGCGGGUGGAUGGGCUGCACUUCGAAACCUACGAGUACAGCUUCACCAGCCCGCGCACGGUGGAGUACCGGCUCCUGGAGGAGGAGAACAUCAUGCUGCGCAAGCGCGUGGAGGACCUCAAGAAGCAGGUCAACAACCUGCUGGCGACCAACGAGGUGCUGCUGGAGCAGAAUGCCCAGUUCCGGAACCAGGCCAAAGUCAUGACUCUCAGCUCCACGGCCACGGCCACCGAGCAGACCCUGGCCCCGACGGUGGGCACUGUCACCAAUUAUAACCACAGCAUCGCCCAGACCCACACCACGCUCAGCAGCCAGGCCCUUCAGCCACGGCCCGUCACCCAACAGGAUUUGGUGGCUCCGGCCGGAGCGCAGGCAGCGCCCCCCACCAACGCAGCGCCCCCCAUGAACCCCGAAAUCACCCCGCUCUCGGCUGCUCUGGCUCAGACCAUCGCCCAGGGCAUGGCUCCUCCGGUCUCCAUGGCGCCCGUGGCGGUGUCAGUGGCGCCUGUGGCAGUUUCAAUGGCACAGCCGCUGGGAGGUAUCACCAUGAGCCACGCCACCACGCCCAUGGUGACGUACCCCAUCGCGUCGCAGAGCAUGAGGAUAACAGCCAUGCCACACUAACCGCCCACAAAGGGCCCCACGUACCGCCAUGGGUCCGGGCUGUUCGGAGCUGCCCCCGGCAGGCGGAAGGGCUCCGUCCUUUGGGGAGACUGGAACCGAGAAGGGAGAGAAUUGAACGGAAACCCUUGGAAACCUCUCUCCCUUGCGGGAGAGGCCUUUUAGGGGAUGGGUUUUCCACCCUGCAGGCGAGUGACCUGGAUUUCCCUUAACCUCUAGCAACACACGUGGUCUUCCACAAGGCAGCAGAAUUCAGGGAUGAAGGGCUUUAAUGCCACAUGAUUCGAAGGGUACAGUAACCUCCGAGCCUUUGCCCGUCACUUGUAUCUUUGCCCAAAUACCUGCCCCUCCGUAGCCCUGCGAGUUCAGGAACUCAGUCUAUCGCCCGGCUAUGGCAGUAUCAUUUCACUGACAGGACACACCAGACUGGAGGCUGUAGGGUGGGAGCUUGGGUCCCCUGACUUGCUGUUCUCUAGUAGGGAUUCUGCCUGAGCCCCCUGGGAAGCCCGGGAGUAUCAGGGAAGCGAGACCCUGGGGACAGCGCCUCCCCCAGAGCUGGCAGAAAGGCUGGGUCUGUCUGGCAGCCUCUCCUAGGGGGAAUGGCCCUGGGGCAGCUUUGCCUGGUGAUGAAAUGGUUAAAUCCCAAAUAGGAUUUGGGCUUGUGUGUAAACUCAGCCCUGUUGCUUUAAAAGGGGGCAACACAACCUAGACUCUAGGAAACUGUCUCUACGGUGGCCUUGAGAGCAUCCCUGUUCCAGUCACCCCCCAGGGAGAGGGUGGCGCAUUCCUAGGACCAUCUGAAUCCCGGAGGGGGGUGUUCACCAAUUCCAGCAGACGUUGUUGCUGAAUUGCUCAUAAACCCCAGGGUUGGAAAUAAACCCAGCCGCGGCCGUGGGGCGCUAGUUAAAACGUGAUAGCGUCUGACCCCGCUUUGCCUCGCAGCUCAUGGGGUGGGGAUUGCCUUCUGCUGGAGGUCGUGGGUUGAAAUAAACUCCUCUCUGUUGCUUUAUGAAUUGGCAGGGCUCCUCCGGUCACCUCCCGCGGCAGAGCAGCUCGCUGAAAGGAGACCAGAGUUGGGCAGCGAUCCUGCCAGGUCCCUGAGCACCCUCAGACCCGCUCAUCAGUUCCCUCUGGAGCUGUUGGCACUGGCAAAUGUGAGCAAAUCCACCCGUGCCCUGAGCACCCCUCACACCCUUCGCCAUCCACCAGCCACUUCCGUGCCUGAGCCUCCCCACCCCGAGACUUCCAUCUGCCUCUUACGGCCACUUUCUCUGUUCCCCCAUUCACACGUCCUCAAAGCAACCUGGUUCAAAGAGACCCCUCCCUCCCUCCCUCCUAUGCUGUAUUUUUGUUUCUAAAACCGAAGCUCACCAGGGGUCUAGAGUAGGUUUUGCGUAGUUCUGUCUGGGUUUGAGAACUUAAAGAGGAGGAGAAUGCUUUACAGACGGAGCUCUUUCUACGAGCGCUGAACUUUGUAAGUCUAGCAGUUUAGUUCUGUGACUGCAGUGUAAAGUUUUCAGCUAUUAAAGGAGAACGUACAGCC
Molecule: messenger RNA, 3041 nt
Organism: Chrysemys picta bellii (western painted turtle)
Lineage: Eukaryota; Metazoa; Chordata; Testudines; Emydidae
Source: RefSeq, a predicted model, not a curated record